Molecule: messenger RNA, 352 nt
Organism: Staurois parvus
Lineage: Eukaryota; Metazoa; Chordata; Amphibia; Anura; Ranidae
Source: the annotation of a GenBank genome assembly
UCAUGCUGCUGCCAAGUCCAGAGUCUCUCAUGGGUCCCUGUACGGCCUCCCAUUGUUUGCUGCUGUCUCCAUCGCCACACUCUGCCAUGUGCCACUUUCAGGUCUCCUCACACUGCUGGUGUGUUGAGAAUUUUUUGACAUAGGGUGCUGGCAGAUUACGGGCCUCCCAUAGCUGCUGCCAGGCCCCUAAUCUGCCAUGGGCCCCUAUAUACCGCCUCCUCAUGCUGCUGCCAGGUCCAGAGUCUCUCAUGGGUCCCUGUACGGCCUCCCAUUGCUGCUGUCUCCAUCGCCACACUCUGCCAUGUGCCACUUUCAGGUCUCCUCACACACUGCUGGUGUGUUGAAUUUUUUG